Molecule: messenger RNA, 735 nt
Organism: Symbiodinium sp. CCMP2592
Lineage: Eukaryota; Dinophyceae; Suessiales; Symbiodiniaceae
Source: the annotation of a GenBank genome assembly
AUGCGCUCAAACUGGCUGUGCACGGCUUUUCUGGCCCUGGGCCACGGGGUUCCGCUCUUUCACGCAGGAGACGAGCUCCUCCGAUCGAAGUCUCUCGACCGGGACAGCUACAACAGCGGAGACUGGUUUAACCUCUUGGAUUUCACGGGCGAGCGCUCUGCAUUCGGCACGGGGCUUCCAGUCGCCGACAAGAACCGUGGGAAGUGGGACAUGAUGAGACCUCUCCUAAGAGAUCCGCGCUUGCAGCCGACUCCCGAGAUGGCCCGAGCCACCAUCGCAAAAUUCUGCGAGCUCUUGGCUAUCCGCAAGUCGACUGCUCUUUUCGGUCUCCGUGAGGCUGAGGACAUCCUCACCAAGGUGAAGUUCCCCGGCUGUGGCCGUCAUCAAGUGCCGGGCGUGGUGAUGAUGGAGGUGACCAACGGAAGGGCUGCUGCUGGUCCGAAUGCAGGCCUACCAUUGUGCGACCAGUAUGCGCGCGUGGUGGUGGUCUUUUCGUCCCGGCCCUCGCCCGUGCGGAUACCCGUACCAGCCAGCAGUUCCACUGGCACUUUACAGCUACAUCCCCUGCAAGCCUCCUCGACAGACGAGCGCACCCGACAAGCUUUUGUGGACGAAGAGAAGGACGAGCUCUUCGUUCCGGCGCUUUCCGCCAUUGUAUUUGUAGAGCCCCUACCCGGCCGCGAUGGCUACAAGGCGCACCCGCUCAAGCGGAACUUUUCCUGCGCCGUGAUGUGA